Lineus longissimus is the source of this 2855-nucleotide messenger RNA. Its product is annotated as ethanolamine-phosphate cytidylyltransferase-like. Gene Ontology annotation, cellular component: cytoplasm. Lineage: Eukaryota; Metazoa; Nemertea; Pilidiophora; Heteronemertea; Lineidae. The record is from RefSeq and is a predicted model, not a curated record. Gene Ontology annotation, biological process: phosphatidylethanolamine biosynthetic process. Bases 181 to 1278 code for a protein of 365 amino acids. Gene Ontology annotation, molecular function: ethanolamine-phosphate cytidylyltransferase activity. The transcript is spliced from 15 exons.
CCAAGCCCAGUAACGUGUGCGAGGGGAGGAGGAUACGACUGACUCUGGAAUUUCGAGGGUGUGGCCAUUGUACCUGUAGGCCAAGUUCCUCUCGAUAUUAUUCAAAACGGCAAAGUUCAUGAGCUUGAUACCAGUACACUUCUGAUCGGACGGACAGUUUCAUUCAGCUGGUGAAUAGUAAUGGACAGGAGCUCCUCUUCGAUUCAAGGCAAAAAACUGAUUCGUCUCUACAUGGAUGGAUGUUUUGACGUUACCCAUUACGGACACGCUAAUGCAACUAGGCAGGCAAAGCAGCAUGGUGAUUGUCUGAUAGUUGGUGUCCAUCCUGAUGCUGAAAUUGCUACGAACAAAGGCCCUCCAGUUUUCACGCAAGAUGAAAGAUACAGAAUUGUGCGAGCUUUUCGAUGGGUCGAUGAGGUUUUGGAAGAUGCCCCUUUUAACACUCCAAUUCAACUACUGAAGGAAUUGGACAUCGACUUCCACGUUCACGGCGACGACAUAAGCAUAUCGGCCGAAACGGGACUUGACUCUAACGCGGCCGCAAAAAGCGCGGGCCUUUACAUGGAAGUUAAACGGACAAAAAGUAUCUCAACCACAGACUUGGUAGGAAGGAUUCUCUUGGUGACGAAGGCUCAUCACGUGACAGUGGACGAUGACAUGAAUACAACGAGUGGUCAGUAUGUGCUAGAAGAAGGUCGAUGUGUGAACCCAAAUUUCCUUGCAACUUCAAAAAUGAUAGCGGACUUCGCACCGAGGAAUGUUCCCAAACCAGGCGAUAGGAUUGUCUACACGGCUGGGGCAUUUGACCUAAUGCAUGCUGGACAUGUUGACUUCCUUGAAGCUGCCGCCGGACAAGGUGACUUCCUCAUUGUCGGGAUCCAUUCAGACGCGGUUGUCAACCGAUGCAAGGGCACUAACUACCCUAUCAUGAACCUCCAUGAGAGGGUAUUAGCUACCCUAUCUUUCAAGUACGUUGACGAAGUUAUCAUUGGUGCGCCUUACAUACUCUCAGAGGCCAUCAUGGAUGAACUUAAGAUUGAUAUUGUGGUGCACGGACGGACAGACACCCCAAUGGACUUGGAUGGCCAAGACCCGUAUCAGGCAGCCAAGUCCAGAGGAUGCUACAAGAUCGUUGACAGUGGCAGUUCGCUGACUACAGAUAGAAUCAUCCAAAGGAUAAUGAUGCAUUGUUUGGAGUAUAAAGAGAGGAACCGAAAAUCAGAGGAGAAAUUCAAGCGACAAGAGGAGUUAAAAGCCAAGAUGAUGAAGGACAACUGAAAGAAACCAACAAUACAGGAGACCGAGGGUAAUUUCAAGUCAUCCUAUAGGAUAGAAGUAUAGGAUAGAGUAAUACCAAGUAUUUAAUCUGCACUUUUAGGUAUGAUUAUAAUAAUAAUAAUGAUAUGAUAUCUAAUAAUAAUCGAAGUUGCUAUGUACACAGCAGACUGCUGUAGGGGUAUACGGUAAAAAAGGUACAGGAAUAAAAGGUACAGGAAAAAAAGGUACGGAAAUAAAAGUACAGGAAAUAAAAGUACUGGAAAUAAAGGUACCGGAAAAAAGGUACUGGAAAAAAAGGUACACAAAAUGGCAUAAAUAGGUAAAAAAGUACACAAUUUUUUUUAGAAUAUUAUUCUCUUCAACUGGUUCAGACUCGGCCUAUGUCUUAAUCUUUUCCUGCCCAUUUUUCUUCUUCUGUGACUAAGGUGGUGCCUUAAAAUAGUUUAAUACAUUGCGGACAAUUUUGUUACAGAAUGAAUUUGAGGAAAAUUCAUGGAAGAAGUUGCCCAACAGGGGAGCUGAAGGUUUUUUUUGGUAAUAACUACGUGUACAUUCAUGUUCUUUUACGUUUUAAAAUACUCGAGUCGUAUUCUUAUUAGGGGCGGAUCCAGGAUCUUGGGAGGGGGGGCGGGCGCACCUGGCAUCCCACCUGGCAUUUCAUAUUAAGAUUCUCGCCAUUUCCCUAAUAGCUUGUGUUUGGUCUUAAAUCUAAUAAUUUGUCUGUUAAGACCUAAUUGGCCAGGCACAUUGUUAAUUGGGUCCAGCUCUAUGAUGAAUGUUAAUUGAUUAAUUGCAAUUUAACUUGAACAUUGGUACAUUUAUCGGUUAACCCUUUUGCAGAGGGAAUUGUCCUAGAAUCUUUACAACCAUCAUGAUCUUGAUAGCCGUGUUUUCACUCUUGAAAACCAUAACGGUAUACUGGAAAUUUGAUACUUAUUUCUAAGGCCUAUGCAAUGCCUACGCAACAAAUAAAGUUAAAGUUAUGAAUAGAAAAAGAGAGAAUUCAAUUGAUAUUUAAAAAAAAAGUGUACCUUUUUUACCUAUUUAUGCCAUUUUGUGUACCUAUUUUUCCAGUACCUUUUUUUCCGGUACCUUUAUUUCCGGUACUUUUAUUUCUUGUACCUUUAUUUCCUGUACCUUUAUUUCCGUACCUUUUUUCCUGUACCUUUUUUCCUGUACCUUUAUUACCUAGAUUCGCUGUAGGGAGUGGGGGAUCCAUCACUCCCAACGGCCGGAGUUUAACCAGCUUGUUGCCGUCGAUUUGGUACAUAUUGUGUAGACCAUACUUGCAACCUCUCUGAUGCAACUUGUUUGUUAGGCCUAUAGUCCCCGAGACAGGAGCCCAGUCGCGUCAAGAAGCACGCUUAAUAUUUUCAUGCUUUUAUGGAAAAUCCCGGUUAAUUUAUACCGGUAUGACCUGUUUCGGUACGAAACAAUUAUUUUGUCUGCAUGCAAUACUUGUAUCUAGUCUUUCAUCUAUUUACUGUUAUACCUUGAAUUACUAUUUAAUUUGUGUAGAUAUUAUCACUCUACAGUGUAUGUUAUAAAUUAUAUUCAAUAAAGUAGUAAAUUGUUGA